AGACCAUCGAUUCUCCAAGAGAAGUGAGCAUGCGGCGAUGUGUGGCUUUCAGCUCUGGACGGAGGGCAAGGUCAGAAAAACAAACCUUCAACAUCACUAGCGCGGCUGUCCUCCGCCAAGGAGCACUCUCAAACCCCUCAUGCCACAGAGGGCUGUUGUGGAGAAUCCAGGCACUCGGACCCCCGCAACCAUCUUUUAGCCAGAUAGAUGAGAGCGGCAUCCAAAGAAUCCACUAGGUCAUGACCGACCCACCGAUCGAUGGUUCGACCGGAUGCAGACCGGUUGGGGGUCUCCACAUGAGGAGGAUCUUCACUGUGCAGCAUGGAUCCUGACUGGGUGGCUCCCUGGGCCACUCAGGAGACAGAGAGGUGGGGCAUGUUCAACAGCUGGUUUGUGACUUCCCCUGGUCCCACAUGGAGAAGCUGGCUUUCCUGUUCCCUUGGAGCCUCCUCCGACCCGAAUCUCCCCACAGAGAAGAAACACUACCAGGAGUGGUACAUCAGCGACACGCCGGACAGGGACCGGUCCUCCCCGGGCAGCAUCGACAGCGGAGGGGUCCAGGGCGGUGGGCGGACGAGGAGGAGGAGAAGCAGGAGCCCCCCGCAGCUGGACUCGUGUAGAGGCUCUGCGGGCAGUCGCCGGUCCUCCGGGAGCAAGGUGGGGUCAGGGCAGCGGGCGUCCGGCGAGAUGAGCGUGGACGGGCCCAGCUCCAGCAGCAACGGUGACGCCCUGGGGAGAGACGACAGGGUCCCCGACGGCCACAAGUUGGGGCCGGUGUCGGAUAAGCCUGGGGACACCGUCUGGGGAUACCCCUGGGACUGGGGCCAGCGGGACGGGUCAGCUGACGGGCUAUCUGUGGACGGCCCUGCCUUUGGCUAUCUGAACAACUGUGGUGGCUGUGGGGAAUUAAUCAAAAAAGGCUUCCUGGAGGAAGAGGAGGAGGAAGGGUUUCAGGAGUCUUUGAGGAUGGAGGAGAUGUGCAAGGAAAAAGCUAAGGAGCAGACAUUUGGAGAUGACACCUUAAGGCCAGAGAAUGCAUCAGUCAAUCCAUCAGUGUGUAAACAGGCCGGGAGCUCCAUUGCUUCCUUCAAACGGCUGGACCCUUAUGAGGUGCCGUGUGACAUUAUCCACUGGGGAAAAUAA
Molecule: messenger RNA, 1143 nt
Organism: Ornithorhynchus anatinus (platypus)
Lineage: Eukaryota; Metazoa; Chordata; Mammalia; Monotremata; Ornithorhynchidae
Exons: 9
Coding region: 322-1143 (273 amino acids)
Source: RefSeq, a predicted model, not a curated record